Molecule: messenger RNA, 3773 nt
Organism: Malurus melanocephalus (red-backed fairy wren)
Lineage: Eukaryota; Metazoa; Chordata; Aves; Passeriformes; Maluridae
Gene: LPL
Product: lipoprotein lipase
Exons: 10
Coding region: 189-1643 (484 amino acids)
Biological process (GO): lipid metabolic process
Molecular function (GO): lipoprotein lipase activity; apolipoprotein binding
Source: RefSeq, a predicted model, not a curated record
AAGGAGGGUGGGCAGGAGCGGCGCUGGCCGUGCUGGGCGCUCCUGAGGUUGCCCCGUCCAUUGCAGCACUUCUGCGCUGCAGUUGUGUUUAGUUAUCACAAGUUUUUGAAGCAAAAAAAAACUUAAUUUUUUUUGGUUGUUUUUUUUUCCCCCCGCUCCGAAACUUUGGUGCCGCGGCGGGAGGCGAGAUGGGGAUGAAGGCGUUCCUGGCCGCCGUGUGCCUCUGCCUGCGCUGGGUGUCUGCUCUCGGCGCAGAAACGGAAAACAAUUUCGAGGGAAUUGAGAGCAAGUUUUCCUUACGGACGCCUGCAGAGCCUGAUGAGGAUGUCUGCUACCUGGUUCCUGGGCAGGUGAACAGCCUGGCACAGUGCAACUUCAAUCACACCAGCAAAACCUUUGUGGUCAUCCAUGGAUGGACGGUGACAGGGAUGUAUGAAAGCUGGGUGCCRAAGCUGGUGGAUGCUCUGUACAAGAGGGAGCCCGAUUCAAACGUCAUUGUGGUGGACUGGCUGGUCCGRGCUCAGCAGCACUACCCGGUGUCUGCGGCAUACACCAGGCUGGUGGGAAGAGAUGUUGCUACCUUUAUUGACUGGAUGGAGGAGCAAUUCAAUUAUCCUCUCAACAAUCUCCACUUGCUGGGGUACAGUCUAGGUGCUCAUGCUGCUGGAAUUGCUGGGAACCUGACCAAAAAGAAGGUGAACAGAAUUACUGGGCUGGAUCCUGCUGGUCCUACCUUUGAGUACGCUGAUGAGCUCACCCGCCUGUCCCCGGACGAUGCUGACUUUGUGGAUGUCCUGCACACCUACACCCGAGGCUCCCCAGACCGCAGCAUUGGGAUCCAGAAGCCUGUUGGACACAUUGAUAUCUAUCCCAAUGGUGGAGGUUUCCAGCCGGGCUGCAACCUGGGAGAAGCUCUGCGUCUGAUUGCUGAAAAGGGCUUUGGAGAUGUGGAUCAGCUGGUGAAAUGCUCCCACGAGCGAUCUAUCCACCUCUUCAUUGACUCCCUCCUCAAYGAGGAAAAGCCCAGCAUGGCCUAUCGCUGCAACACAAAGGAGGCCUUCGAGAAGGGACUCUGCCUGAGCUGCCGCAAGAACCGCUGCAACAAUUUGGGCUACAAGGUCAACAGAGUGAGGACAAAGAGAAACACCAAAAUGUACUUGAAAACCCGUGCUCAGAUGCCCUAUAAAGUCUUUCAUUAUCAGGUCAAGAUCCAUUUCUUUGGAAAGGCUAAUACAACCAAGACAAACCAGCCGUUCCUGAUCUCUCUCUAUGGCACUCUGGAUGAGAGUGAGAACAUUGCUUUCACUCUGCCUGAAGUCUCCUCAAACAAGACCUUCUCCUUCCUGAUUUACACAGAAGUGGAUAUUGGAGAUCUGCUUAUGCUGAAGCUGCAGUGGGAAAAAGACACCUUUUUCAGCUGGUCAGACUGGUGGACUCCUUUUACAUUUGACAUCCAGAGAGUCAGAGUGAAAUCAGGAGAAACUCAGAAAAAAGUGGUGUUCUGUUCUCGAGAUGGCACCUCACGUCUCAGUAAGGGAGAAGAGGCAGCAGUAUUCGUGAAAUGCUCGGAGCAGCCCGCCAACAGGAAGAGAGGAGGCUCCAAGAAAGCCUCUAAAGAGAAUUCUGCUGAUGAAUCUGCUUAAGUGACAAGAACAAAGAUUUUUCACACUGGGGAGGAGAAGAGUCUGUUCAUCCCUGUGGACUGGAUGUUCAGAAUCAAAUAUAUAGAAAUAUUUAUCUGCUGCUGGAUUUUUGCCUGCUAUUCCUAGUUAUUUUAGGGACUUCUUAUAAGAAAGUCUCAGCAUACRAAGUUACUAACUAUAAAGAUACAUUAUCCAAAUAGUUAAAAACAGAAAGAAACCUGCAAAACAACUUGCCAAAGUUUGGAGUGCUGAAAGAAAUAAGUAAUUUUGCUUAAUCAUGGUGCCUUGUGACAAGGUUUCUUGAUAUCAGAUCCUUUACAGCAAUUUUUUAGUAUUUAUUGAAAAGAAACAAAGACCUGUAUGUGUUUUUGUUGUUGUUUUUGUUUUGUUUGGGUUUUUUUUGGUUAGUUGGUUUUUUUGUUCUUUUCAGGAGUAGUUUGAAAUGGGACAGAUUUUCUUCUGUCUCAGCUAAUUGAAUUUUCAGGCAGUUCAGUGGAGAGAGUUCAUAAUUUUCAAGUGUGUUUAGCAAAUAAGUAGGUAUCCCAUGUGAAAAAAAAAACCAUCUUUGCUGCGUGUAUUUCUAGAAGGCGUCAGGGACUGACUUAAUAUGGGGAUGAUUUUUUUAGUUUGUGGUUCUGAAUGUUUUUUAAUGGGGGUAGAUGCCAGUGCUGCUUAGCAAUAGGUAUGAUGUUUUAAGAUUUAGAGCUSUAUGCCGCUUGCCCUGGGAUAAGUCACAGCAGUAGGAGAAGGCAGCAAUGCCAGUGUCCUACGCAGACAUUUAAUAUUUUAUCUGUGCUUUCAGUUGUCUAGCCUUCAACACUGUGAAUAAGGAACUGCAGAGGAACUGAGCUACCAGAAAAUGCAGGAAACAGAUAUUUCCCCCCCACCUCCACCCUCUCCCUGCUGCUUGCGUCAUGUAUGCCAAAACUGUCACAGUUUCUCUGCUCUUCGACACCAAGUGUCAGUCAUGCAGCUGAGYGGCUCAUGUGUGCAGUUUUCAGUGCAAGUGAACCCACUUGAUAGCUGACAGGGAUGCUCAUGCUUCCCUGUGCUGGAAUUGUGACUGCCAGUAAUCCACCUAAGUUUAUUUUUUGGCUGUGGUGCAGCGCUAGGAGCUGCUUAGUUUUCUGCCACAAGAUGGAAUUCAGCAGGAAGCAGGAGCCGAGCCAGUUACAGGGAGCCUGAUUGUGUGUUCCACAAGAAACAGUGCUCUGAAAAACACUGAGGCACUGAAAUUAGCCAUGCUGCGAGUUGACAAAAAUAGGUAUAUUGAAGGCAUUCUGCUUCCCCAUUUGUAAGUAAUAUAUMAUUUUCCUAGUGUGCUGAAAGGUGCAAUAGCCCUCUUUUAGCUUUCUAGAGGAUAAACAAAAUGGUGGGGAGGUAGAAGGGCUUGAAGGUAGACACUUGGGGAAGUGUGAUACUCAUUAUUGAUGCUGGGUGUUGUAGUCUUUUCCUGCAUGUGCAAGACAGCGUGGAGAUGGUGAUUUCUCCAGUAUCAUCCCAUCUUAAAAGCAAAGGAAAAAAAUAUAUGUGUUUAUGUGCACAGUUUGUUUCCUUUUUCCAACUGUAGCUGCUACUAUAUUUGGGGAUAAAAGUCUUAAACAGUGCAAUAUGUUGGAAUAUUAAUAGCUCUGAAAUUGCUCACAUGUGAUUUCACAUUUGAUCAAACUACAGCAGAGAUGUGAUGAGUCACUGAGGGUGGGGUUGAGUAUUGAGCCACUGCAUUUGAGACCUCCAAAAAUAAAAACAGUGAUUUAUUCCCUAUAGAUUCCACAUUUUCUUGCAAUUUUCUCUUAAGAGUUGAAUUCUUCAGAAACAAAGCAUCUGGACAGCUGUGCUCUUAAUACAGGAUCAAAUACAACACAUUUAAAACUUGGACACAAAAUAGUGAAAGUUCUUUUCAUAAGGAAACAUGAUUUAGCUCUGGAUGUUAUUUAUUAGCUGUAAAUAAGAUAUUUAUGAGUGUAAAGGUAGUUUGUAUAUAUUGCUAAAGUUGCUGACAGUCUCUACAUUAAUGCAGUUGUGUAGUACUAAUCCUGUAUAUAGCAUUCAGAGGUUUUUAUCAACAAGCCACUUACAUUGCAUUGUUUCUGAUGUGGUUAAUACUUUUUUUCUUUUUUUUUUUUUUUU